Messenger RNA from Phytophthora nicotianae INRA-310, 502 nucleotides. RefSeq lists its product as hypothetical. The coding region runs from base 40 to 495 and encodes 151 amino acids. The transcript has a single exon. The record is from RefSeq and is a predicted model, not a curated record. NCBI's taxonomy places the organism in Eukaryota, Oomycota, Peronosporomycetes, Peronosporales, Peronosporaceae.
GCUUAGAACAAGUGUCAUACCUUUUUUCUAUCCGCCACCAUGUCAUCGCUCGAUCAUUUACUCUGCCCUGACACGACUGCGAGAAAACUAAGCAACCAUAGCCUGCACUACUCAGAUCCGUCCGACUUCAGGCUGUCGGAUACCAGUUCAAAGCCGAAUUCGAGGAGAUGCUGCAUUCCAGACUGUCAGAAGACAGCGAAGCGAGGUGGACGUUGCAUCUCGCACGGUGGUGGCAACAAGUGCGCUGUAGAUGGUUGUACUACAAGUGUAGUUAGUCGAGGACUAUGUGUUGCACAUGGAGGUGGCAAGCGAUGUCAGACUCAAGGGUGUACGAAGAGUGCGCAGUCUGGGGGAUUCUGCUGGGUUCAUGGCGGAGGCAAGAAGUGCGGCUAUCACGGUUGUUCCAAACGUGCACAGAGCGGUGGUGCCUGCAUUGCUCAUGGUAAUUUAUUUUUCACUUUUUUUUUACAGCUAAUUCACCCUAAUUCACCCUAAGCAAACC